AUGGCGAUCUUAAAACCCUUUCAGCUUUUAGAAAUAAACAUAAUUUCUGCACAAGAUUUGGAGCCCGUUUCGAAGAAAAUGAAAACAUAUGCAGUUGCAUGGGUGAAUCAUAAUCGAAAGCUUUCGUCUCGUGUCGAUUCGAAGGGAAAUAUGAAUCCCACAUGGAAUGAUAAAUUUGUUUUCAGGGUUGAUGAGGAAUUUCUACGACGUGAUACAUCUGCUGUUAUGAUUGAAAUAUACGCUGCUCAUUGGUUCCGAGACACCCUUGUUGGCACGGUUCGAAUCCUCGUCGGAAACCUAAUUCCUCCACCUGCUCAGCCGCACCGCCGCCGCCAACGUUAUGGUGGAAUGCGGUUUGUUGCACUUCAGGUACGUCGACCAUCAGGACGACCACAGGGAAUACUGAACAUUGGUGUGGCCGUAUUGGACAGUUCAAUGAGGAGCAUGCCAUUGUAUGCACAAUGCGCUUCGGCAUUUGGAUUUCACGAUUUGAUGGAUGACCCAAAUCUAAAUAACCAUCUUCAUAACAAAGAAGAUGAACACGACAAUAAUCAGCCACCGACUCUCAAGCAUAUAUUGCGCCGUUCGAAAAGUGAGCGUAGCGAACUCAUACACUUGGACAUUUGUUCCGACACCAACAGUUCAUUGAUUGCAAUCCCAAAAAAGAUGGGGGCACGAGGGAAUGGCGGGUCGACACUGAGUAUAUCAGAAGCUGGGGAGACUUUCGUUAAGAGCAAGAAGAAGAAAGGCAAGGCGAGCUCGGUUAUCAGUGGCGCAGAGCUUCGGGAGAAACCGAAACAAAAAAGUAAGAAAGGAAAGUCAAGUUCAGUGGUAAGUGAUUCAAUUGUUAGCAAAGAAACCUCUGUUAAUGGCAAGAUUGCUAAGCAAGAUUUGAAGAAGAAGGGCCAAGAAAAUGUCGACAAAAAUAAUGAAAAACCGGGGCUGGAAUCGAAGGCGUUCGAUGAAAAACCAGGUAAGAAAGUUGGGGUACAAACUAUAGAGAAACCACCAGUACCAACUAUUGGAAAGCCUAUUUCAAAGUUCAAUGGAUAUGAAUAUGGUGAUGCGCCAAAAGGUGGCAAAUUUUUUAUUGGAGCACCAUUCAAAGCUCAUUCAAUUUUUUCCGACUCCGAAGUCGGCCCCCCACCAUCUGAGGUGGCGGCCAUGAUGGCAGAAAGAAAGUACCUUUUGGAUGAUAAUCAGAGCUCUGUGUUGGAUGGUUGGAGCUUGGAUGAAAGUGUUGAAGGGCUUAAAUCAAAGCUGGAGAGGUGGAGAAUGGAGCUGCCACCGGUGUAUGAUCGAGGCUUCUCUACGAGUAGCUACCAGUCAAGGUCAAGUGCUCGGCCAAGCCAAAGGCAAGCUGAUAAAAGCAUUGGCUUAUUCUCCUGCUUUGGCAACAUAUGUGGGUAUGAGUGCCAAUGCGUAUGCGGUAAGCCUCCUGGGAGGAGUAUGAGCUCAACCAGGUUACGUAGCCCAGCUACCACUCCGGGCCAAUCAUUCUUUUGA
Fraxinus pennsylvanica is the source of this 1506-nucleotide messenger RNA. The record is from the annotation of a GenBank genome assembly. NCBI's taxonomy places the organism in Eukaryota, Viridiplantae, Streptophyta, Magnoliopsida, Lamiales, Oleaceae.